Microbotryum saponariae is the source of this 2326-nucleotide messenger RNA. NCBI's taxonomy places the organism in Eukaryota, Fungi, Basidiomycota, Microbotryomycetes, Microbotryales, Microbotryaceae. The record is from the annotation of a GenBank genome assembly.
AUGGUCUACACAAUCACGCCAACGUCAGUCUAUUUUGCUAUGUCUUCCGUCUUGCGUGCGAUCGUUCCUCCUUGCCCGCUCGUGAUGCUGUGGCACGGUCACGCCGUGCCAUCGCGAGUUCCGCCCCACUUUGACUCGUUCACAUGCUAACGCCGGCGCCGGCACCCGCUUCGACUCCGGAAUUGGACCCGUAGGCUCUGGAAGCAGAUCGUACACUAUGCAUCGUUCAGCCAAACAGGCGUGAGCUUGCGGCAGAUGGUCAAAUUUGGUGAGUCAGCACUAUAGGCGAUGUGCUGCUAUUCUCUCGCUCUCGGGUCGGAGCCGUAGCUGACCACCAGCGAUCCCCGCAUCUCCGCAUGACGCGAUUUGGGACGUGGCUACGUAUCUUGUGGCAGGUCAAAACCCCUCUCAGGUUGGUCGGGCAUUCUGCUGUUCGACCCGGCGUGGCCCGAUCGGAGCUUUGCGCUAAAUCGGCUCUUGCUGUGACCUCAUGGAUGAACGCAGGGCACAUUGCUCCGAGCUUCACAAUUCCUCGCAGGUGAGGCGUUUGAACCAUCACUCCGUGCGAUGCAUAAACAAGGCAAUCGAGCGACUGACUACGAUGCAGUCGCGAUGUCACGUCCACAGAGGAGUUGCCGAUCCGUCUGGCCCACCGCGUAAAGGAGCUGGAUGAGCUACCCCAUUCUCUCAACAAGAUGCCUAGCAUUGAGAAAGUGAAGCGCUGGUAUGCCGAGUCUUUCGAGGUGAGCUGAACCGGAACCGGAUAGAUUGGUCUGGUCCCUGAUGAGUCGGCGUCGACAACCUCUACGCCGUACGAACAGGAAUUGGUCAACUUCCCAAAACCCGAGCUACCACCGUCGAUACACGAAGCGUUCAUGCGGGCGUCGCACGAGUCUCCAUCGCUUCCGGAAUCGGUGCCCAAUCCCUCUCUUCCCGAGCACAUGAAGCCCCGGCCAAGUGACUCCAAAGUCACAAGCGGAAAACAACGGCCGCCUCUUCAACAUCGGUAAGUCGUCGGCUUCAGUCGUAUCGCACGGCGACUAAUCGUUGUCACGCGAUAUCGCUGUUGUAGCUAUUACACAGAUCCUGACUCAAGCAUAAAAUGGCCGCCCGAAGUGCAUGACUAUAACGAGAGGUUCACCAAGCUUUUGUCAAACAUUAAAAGAAGGCACGACCCAGUCGUGACAACCAUUGCGCAGGGUAUUCUGGAGUUCAAGCGGGAGAACAAGACCCCACACAUUGAUCGCUCGAUACAGACCUUUCUCGACCGCUUUUAUAUGUCUCGCAUUGGUGAGCUAGUCGCCCAGCCGCAUAUGGCGCUGCGGGGAUCAUCACAAGCGCUAUCUGCGGGACUGAAGUUUCAGCUGCGCUCGUUUCGCCAGGCAUUCGGGUUUUGAUAGGCCAACACAUUGCCUUGAAUCGCCUUGAGCCUCACGAGGUGAGUCCAAAGCCUGCCUCUCAACUUGACGCUUUCUCUGACCUUCCCGCUUCAUGCCAUCCACAGGAUUAUGGUCAGUUGUCCGCCUCCCAUCAACGGCAAGGGACGCGGGCAGACACUUACAUGACAUCUCGGGACUGGAGCAGUUGGAAUCAUCUGCACGAGGACCAACAUCCAUCAAAUUGCCCGGGAAGCGAUCGAGAACGCUACCUAUGUAUGCGAAGAGCACUUCGGCUUGUUCAAAGGCCCGCCCGUGCAGCUGAUUUGCUCGAAAGAGUUGAACUUCAUGUAUGUGCCAAGCCAUUUGGUACGUUAUCUUGAGCCAUCGGAUGUACGUACAUGGCCUCGGCGUGUCGCUGACGGCGCCCCCAUUACUGCAAGAACCAUGUCUUGUUUGAGGUUUUGAAAAAUUCACUGCGAGCGGUGGUCGAAACACAUGGGGUCGAGUGCGAGGAGUACCCACCGGUCAAAGUCAUUGUGGCGGAAGGGAACGAGGACAUCACCAUCAAGAUCUCUGAUGAGGGAGGAGGAAUCCCUCGAAGCGCUCUACCCCUGGUUUGGACCUUCAUGUGCGUGAGGCUGAUGCGGUGAUGCACGCGAUGGAGAAUCUGACUCGUUUGCGCCUCGUUAGGUAUACGACCGCGAACCCCGAGAACCUCGACCAGGAUUUUCAAGGGACAGAUUUCAAGGCACCUAUGGCGGGUUUUGGUGCGUCCUCGGGAUCGCAAGAUGGCGAGAGGUCGAAAGGGACUGACCUCUUGUUUGCGCAACCAUGCAUGAACAGGCUAUGGGUUGCCCAUCGCUCGGUUGUACUCGCAAUAUUUUGGCGGCUCGCUUAAGCUAAUUUCAAUGGAAGGUUAUGGAACAGAUUGCUACAUCGUGAGUUAG